UAAAGAUGACAAAUAUCUUUUUAUUGUAAGUUUUCCUAACUAAAUAUAAAUAUACGCACCAAUAAAACAUUAAACCAGAAAGAUCAUCAUAUUUACAAAUACUAAAGCAAGAGCUGCUGCUAACUAACUGUCAUUUGUUCAUUUUCUCCAGCCCGGAUACACCGAACCGCUCCUUACAGAAGUGGGGUUAACGCUUAAAAUGCGAGAAUCUCACAGCCCCUUUGUCAUCGAGUUGUAUGACUGGUACGAGGAUCCCAACAUGAUCGCACUCGUGAUGGAGUAUCCUCAACCCAGUCAGACACUCUGGGAGUUUUUGACCUCGCGUCUUACACCACUAACUGAAUCAGCAGCACGACCCCUAAUGUACCAGGCUGUCCAAGCAGUGCAACACUGCCUGGAUCAUGGCGUUUUUCAUUCUGACGUCCAUCUUGGAAACUUCUUGUUGGACCAAGUCAAUAUGAAGCUGACUUUAAUUGACUUUGGACUUGGAAGUUUACUUACGGACGAUGGCUAUGAUUCAAAAGACUUUAAAGGAGCUCUGUGGUGCACCCCACCUGAGGUCCAUGCCAAGUCCAAGUACAACGCCAUGCAAGCAAACGUCUGGGCAUUAGGAGUGUUGCUGUAUGCCAUGGUGCAUAGGCGUUACCCUUAUAAGAAAAAGGCGACAAAAUCUCACAAGCUUCGGCUAAACAAGAAACAUUUUUCAAAGGAACUCUGUGAUCUGAUUAAACGUUGCUUAGACAUGAAUCCAGCUAAACGGCCGACAAUCCAGGAGAUCUUAGAUCAUGACUGGUUUAAGAUCGACUAG
This is a messenger RNA of Paramisgurnus dabryanus, 808 nucleotides long. The record is from RefSeq and is a predicted model, not a curated record. NCBI's taxonomy places the organism in Eukaryota, Metazoa, Chordata, Actinopteri, Cypriniformes, Cobitidae.